This is a messenger RNA of Paramuricea clavata, 651 nucleotides long. The record is from the annotation of a GenBank genome assembly. NCBI's taxonomy places the organism in Eukaryota, Metazoa, Cnidaria, Anthozoa, Malacalcyonacea, Plexauridae.
AUGAAAAAGAUAACAGUUUUUAUUCGGAACGGUGAAACCGCGGUGAAAUUACAAAGUCCGUUGAUCCUAACGGCAGUCUCCAAAUUAUACGUGAAGACCGUGGCAUUGUUUUGGACGUACGAAAAUAUACGUAAGGGAGACAACAAUUACUUUUCCGUCGACGGGAAAAAAGUCAUGUUGAAGAAGGGAUAUUGGACGUUUAAACAAUUACGACAAGCGUUAGAAAGUCACGGUCUCGUCGUCGAAGAUUUUCCGGACGGACGGAUUCAAAUUGGAUUUGCGAAAAAAGUCAAAUCAUUUAAUCCGUGGAAACUUAAUAAUCUAUUGGGUUUCACCGACGCGUUUUCGUCAACACAUCCGAGUCAACGCCCCGUCGAUAUUCAUGAAGGUUUGCGUUACGUGACGGUUGGUUGUAAUUUAGUCGACCGAUCUCAAAAUAUAGGACCCGACGGAUUUCCCAGUAAUAUUAUUUCAUCGCUCCCCAUCGACGGAACGAAACCUUUGUUCGGGACGACGACAAAAUACAACGACAUCGAAAGCGAAGUGUUUGCGGACGCGGGCAUUUAUCACGAACUUCAUUUCGACGUGAAAUCUAACAUUGUGGGAAUCGUACCCUGCGAUGUUUUGAUGGAUCUGUAUAUUUUAAAAUAA